Messenger RNA from Zingiber officinale, 1974 nucleotides. Its product is annotated as zinc finger protein GIS2-like. Gene Ontology annotation, molecular function: nucleic acid binding; zinc ion binding. Bases 732 to 1727 code for a protein of 331 amino acids. The transcript is spliced from 3 exons. The record is from RefSeq and is a predicted model, not a curated record. NCBI's taxonomy places the organism in Eukaryota, Viridiplantae, Streptophyta, Magnoliopsida, Zingiberales, Zingiberaceae.
CUUCAAUUAGUUUUUGGUUCUAAGAUACCAUAAAGAUGAUUUCUUUUUUCCUUCCUAGGUUAGAUCAAUUAAUGGAUUUCGAGAUAUGAUUUUAGUGAUUGUUGGAGCAACUGCGGUUGAUCGAUGACGUAGAGAACUAGGUGGAGAGAUUUCCUUGCUUCUCAUCUUCAUGACCUCAUCGAUCUUAGAUCUAAAUUUAUAGUUGCAAAAUUAUCGAUUAGAUUUUGGACAUCUAAGUUUCGUGUCGUUGUGUUGUGCGUGGGUGCGUGUGUAUAUUUAUUUUCUAUUUUAUGACUUCAUGGAUGUACCUGUUGAUCGAUGGGUAUUCUUACCGAUGAAUCUUAUGAUUUUUGUUUUCAACCUGGCUCAUGUCUUUAAUUGAGGAAACAGCAUGUUCUAAAAAGAUAGAUCCUUUUAAUGUACUCUGAUACGAGUUGUAUUUUUGGAUCUGCUAGUCUCCUUUUAUUCUCUCCCUCGCCCAACUUGUAGGUAUUUGUGCGUAUCUCUUACGAGAGCCUCCUUGAUCACGUUCUCAUGAUAUUUUCCCUUAGUAUUCAGUUCUUUUAUUAUUAUUAUUAUGAUUAUUUUUUGCCUGAUUUCUCAAUGUAGUAUAUAAGGUUGGUCUAACAUGGAGUUGAUCGAAAUUGUAGUGAGCCUUCAUUAGAUGACCUUGUCAUAUAGUUGCGAAAUGAACAUGAAAAAAAGUAUGGUGUUUAAAGUUGGUGAGAUGAAUGGGAUGGUUGUGGUCCCAAGUUGCAAUGGAGAAUGUGCUAUGCAUGCUUGGGGAGACUUCUCCAAAUUUGGUUUGUUUUAUCUUUUAUGAAGGAAAGUUUGGUGGUUCUUUUUGGACUUAUGGAGGUGGCUUGGAUGCAUGGUUUUAUUGUGAACAGGGAGGAAUUGUUUUGGUGGUGGUGGUGGUGGUUGUGGUGGUAAUUGGUGUUGGUUAUUCUGCAAACUGCAAUAGAAUUGAAUUUGAAGAAAUUCUGAAGAUGAGCGAAAACAGUCGUAGCCCGCCUCCAGAUCGCAGAAUUCGCAGAGAACGUACCUCGUAUCGUGAUGCACCAUAUCGCAGGGAUUUCCGUCGUAGUGCAAGAAAUGAUUUGUGCAACAACUGCAAGCGGCCUGGACACUUUGCAAGAGAAUGUCAAAAUGCAGCUGUCUGUAAUAAUUGUGGCCUUCCCGGACAUAUUGCAUCAGAAUGCACUGUGGAGGCAAUAUGCUGGAAUUGCAAAGAACCUGGACACAUGGCAAGCAAUUGUCCUAAUGAGGGCAUCUGCCACACCUGUGGCAAGGCUGGCCAUCUUGCAAGAGAAUGCUCAUCUCCUCAACUCCUUCCUGGUGACAUGAGGCUCUGUAACAACUGUUACAAACCAGGACAUAUUGCUAUAGACUGCACAAAUGAGAAAGCAUGCAACAAUUGUAGGAAGACUGGGCACUUUGCUCGUGACUGUCAAAAUGAACCAGUCUGCAACCUUUGCAAUGUUGCUGGGCAUGUGGCCAGACAGUGUCCAAAGUCGGAAAUAUUCAGUGAAAGGAGUGAAAGGGGUGGCGGCGACUAUCAUGGUGGAUUCCGAGAUGUCAUCUGCCGGAACUGCAACCAGGUUGGCCAUAAGAGUUGGGAUUGCAUGGGCCCUCUGAUGAUCUGCCACAACUGUGGUGGGAGGGGACACAUGGCUUACGAGUGCCCAUCAGGAAGGUUCAUGGACUAUGGAUUUCGGAGGUACUAAUUGAUAGAUCCUACAACCAAUAAGGCACUUAGAUGAGCUUUGGUACUGUAUUAUCAGUCGCUUGUUUUGCUCGACCAAGAUUAGUCGAUUGCAGAAUGUUUAUUUUAUAGACGGCUGAGUUUGGAAGACUAUGCAUUGUAGACUUUAUUUGUGACUGUACUUGACAGUUGUUUGUGGCUGGUGGAAACCAUUUUUUCAUGGUAGGAUUUGUCGCCUAAUAAAAAAACAGCGUUGUUUUGGGUCCAAA